AUGUCGUCCGGUUUGAAGCCAUUGCUGCUUCCGCAGCUCGUGGAAGAAAGGAAGAAGCUGGAGCUACACCAGGACAGCCUGGGAGAGUCCACAUCGUUGUACUACAACUACAACUCUUCUUCGUCCGACCUCACUUCACCUUCACCCAUCACGUCGACCUUCUCGCGCACGAACCACCUCAGGUCAUCCGGCUCUUCGUCGUCGCUCGAAUUCGCCGAUAGCCCAGCAUCACCGGCGCAGUCGCUGCACGCGAGCAGGCCAAGCAAAUCGCAGCUGCCGGAUGUCCAAGAAGAAGAGAGGGAGGAAGAGGAACCUACGACUCCACCCAGGCAUGAUAACGACCAUGAGCUCGGGUUCCAGGAUUAUUGCUUGUGCGAUGUCCCCUGCUCUCACCACACCGACGCCGUCCAAAGCACGUCCAUGUAUCCCUACAUGACAUCCGAUUUCGACUACGACCUGGGCUUUCUCAGUGACGGCGACUUCAACUCAAGCCCAAGGCAAAAGAAGCGACGCCAUGGAUCGGAUGCUGGUUUCUCGAGCUGGAGCACCAGACUAGGCUCGCGGCUACCGAGCCUGUCCCGCUGGCGGUCCGCAUCCGCCACCCGGCGUCGAGACCUGGCCUUCUCUCCGGCGUCCGACCCUUCUCUUUCCGAGCCCCGCCCGAGCUUCUCCCUUGGCCGUUCCAGCAGAUCGUCGUCCAUGUCGCGCCAAGUCUACGGAGCGUCAGACCGCGCCCAAGACUCUGUGCCCGCCACGCCUGCGCUCUCCUUCUACGAAAGCUCCGAGAGCGUUGUACUGCCGCCACCCGUCGACGUUACGGCCGCGUUUCUAGGCAAAGAGGUAGAACGCGAUCGUGCGGCCGCGAGGACGCCGCUAUUACCGCCUCUCCUGACUGAGGCUGCUGCUGCCACCCAGCCUCACUCCCUUCAGGCAUCACCACUGCAAUCUCCAUCCAUGGUUCCGUCUCCCGUCCCUGAAUUGUCAUCGGUUGCCAGUAAACCGUACGCAACACCGCCCCUCAGCACCAAGCCCUCUGUUUCCUCCCUCAGGCGCGGGACGAUCUCCAGCACCUUCAGCGAUGCCCCGUCACCGAUCCCUUGUUUCUUCGACCACCAGGACUCCUGGUCGGACCGCCUCGGCCAUGCGAACUUCACAAUCGAGCCCAAGCCCUACGUACCAGAGAUGGCGGAUCUCGCGACGCUCCAGGCCUUCCACGCCGACUGGAACCUCGCCCGGACCAACUACGCCAAGCACCUCGUGCGCACUGGGGAGCACUACGGGUCAACUUCUAAGACGUACGCCUUGACGGAAGCUAAGUGGGCUGAAAUCGAGCGCGAGUGGCAGCGGAACCAGGACGACCUCGUCGAGCGGGUGAGCCAGCAGUGCAAAGACGAUCCCGAUGUCGUCUCGCAGCUGCGGCGCACGGCCGAGGAAAAACUGCCGCCCUGCAUCCCCCGCAACCUCGACGAUGGGAAGUUCCCGGAGCUCGGGGACGUUGAGAUCGUCGGGCCGAUGGUGCGCGAGGCGGUCAUGGUCCGCGAGGGCCAAGCAGAUGAGAAGCGGACCGGCGCCUCCGUCUGGCUCAAGAACCUUGCUGGGAAGGUCGGCCUACGCAAAUGA
Chaetomium strumarium is the source of this 1620-nucleotide messenger RNA. RefSeq lists its product as uncharacterized. Lineage: Eukaryota; Fungi; Ascomycota; Sordariomycetes; Sordariales; Chaetomiaceae. Bases 1 to 1620 code for a protein of 539 amino acids. The transcript has 2 exons. The record is from RefSeq and is a predicted model, not a curated record.